AUCUUUAAAAUAAAGUCCGCGUAACAAUAACAAGUCAGCUAAAAUGAUAAAAGGGGUGAAGAGAAAAGAGGAACAACACUAAAUCAGAAGGAAAAAUGGGAAUACCAUUGGGGGUGACAGUGUGGAUGGCGAAGAUGGUGUGGAGGGCUUUGAGUGGUUGGGUUUCUUCUUGCUUGACUGUUGCUGAUGAACUUGCUGCUUCUUUAAGAACCGGCGAUAUUGGCCCUUUCCAUGUUGGUUGAUUCAUUCAAAUUCAAUUCGUUGGUAGACCAUCAAGGAAAACUAUAAAUUCAGACCAGAAGAGUGGAAUAUGAAGGGGAAAGUUCCAAAUUCAACUUUUCAGUCAACGGCUGUUGUCUAGCGAUAUUACUUGCAUAGUAGUUUGCAACAUUUAUAUAACUAGAAAUUAUUCUCAAGUUUGUUUUUAAUUAUUGAAAAAAAAACCAUUGUUUCUUUGUGUUUAAACAAUCGUUGCAUGUCUAUGUAUCUUUGCUAUGGGUGGAUAUAUAUAUAUUUGGUGCCGUCUGCAUAAUAAAA
Molecule: messenger RNA, 537 nt
Organism: Mangifera indica (mango)
Lineage: Eukaryota; Viridiplantae; Streptophyta; Magnoliopsida; Sapindales; Anacardiaceae
Exons: 2
Coding region: 96-242 (48 amino acids)
Source: RefSeq, a predicted model, not a curated record